AUGACCAGUACUUCGUCUGAAAUCGAGAUAGCCGCCCAACACCUUGCCAAGGCGAAACGAAUCGUCAUCCUGACAGGCGCGGGCAUCUCCACCGCCGCCGGAAUCCCCGACUUCCGCUCCCCCACCAGUGGUCUCUACGAGAAACUGGCACCCCUCAAGCUGCCCUUUCCCGAGGCGAUUUUCCAUAUCAGCUAUUUCACCCAUACUCCGGAGCCAUUCUACGCCAUCGCAAAAGCUCGCCAUCCCCGCUGCCUCAAACCGACCAGAUCCCACGCAUUCCUCGGUCUGCUCGCGAAGAAAGGCCUGCUCCAUUUCCUGUUUACCCAGAACACCGACGGUCUCGAAGAAGAUGCCUUCGUCCCCGCAGACAAGAUGCUUGCGGUGCAUGGGAACUGGAAGACGCAGCGUUGUCACAAAUGCAACACGCCGUACCCGGACGAGCUGAUGAAGAAGGCCAUCGCCAAGAGAGAAGUACCGUACUGUCUUGAGGCGAGGUGCAAGGGAGCGGUGAAGCCGGAUGUGGUCUUCUUCGGCCAGUCGCUUCCCGCUGCAUUUGAUGAAAAAGAGAAAUUGGUAGCCGAGGCGGAUCUGGUGAUUGUUAUGGGCACAAGCUUGAAGGUUGCCCCGUGCUCGCGGCUACCGCGUUUGGCGAGGGAGGGAGUUCCACGGAUCCUCAUCAACAUGGAGAGUGCGGGGGACUUUGGUACACGACCAGAGGAUGUUCAAAUCCUUGGAUCGUGUGAUGAUGGGUUGGAAAAGUUAGCCGAUCUGCUAGGCUGGUCGGAUGAACUGGACAGUCUCUGGGCUGCGGCUGCGGCUGCGAAAGAAGAGCCGACCGAUGACGAGGAAGAGAUCAGCCUAGACGAGUGUAUUGAUCGAUUGGUCCAGAAGAACCAAGGAAAACAGGUGUCCGACGGACAUAAGCGCAUGCUAGAAACACACUUGCAGUCAAAAUUUGCCCAUUUGCUUCGGUCGAGUUAG
Messenger RNA from Aspergillus neoniger CBS 115656, 981 nucleotides. Its product is annotated as SIR2 family histone deacetylase. Bases 1 to 981 code for a protein of 326 amino acids. NCBI's taxonomy places the organism in Eukaryota, Fungi, Ascomycota, Eurotiomycetes, Eurotiales, Aspergillaceae. Gene Ontology annotation, molecular function: NAD+ binding; histone deacetylase activity, NAD-dependent. The record is from RefSeq and is a predicted model, not a curated record. The transcript has a single exon.